GAUGGAGAGAGGGAGUACCUACCGGAGGAGUGGCCUUCACGAUCCCAGCCCAACAUGCGGACUUUGUUUAUAACGUGUGGAAGGGGACAAUGUGGAGACAUCUCACGUCGCUUCACUUUCUCAAACCCUGCGGCAGAUCGUUUCACCCUGUCACUGUAUCAGGAGCCCGUCUACGUUCGAUUUUAGACUGGAGUAACUCAUCUUCAGAAAUCACUUUCAAGAAAUAAAGAGUCUGAGCACCAAUUAGAAACUGCUGAGACGAUCCACUGGGUGUUGUACCAGAGACUACCACCUGUACUUUUUUAAAAUGAUGACGAUGAGGACCCUGGGGCCACAGAGGGCCUGUGUUCUGCUGGGUGUGUUCCUCCAACUGCUGUUGUUGCUACCAGACACCACCUCUACAGACUCCACCGCUGCAACCUGGAACCAGAGCGGACCCCGACUAAAGCUCUCACACACAGACUUGCGUUGGAUGAACAGUUCCAGCGUGUUCUGGGACAGAGGUGUGAGUGGAGGUUACCAGUCCCUGCUGCUGGAUGAGGACCGUGGCUGGCUCCUGGUAGGGGGUAGAGACCACAUCUACCUUCUCCACUCGGACAGCCUGGCUCUUCCUACACGCACGAUUUACUGGCCAGCUGUGGAGGAACACGUGGAACACUGCAGAUUGGCAGGGAAGAACCUGUCGACUGACUGCGCCAACUACGUGCGUCUCCUCCAGCCCUUCAAUAAGACCCAUGUGUACGUCUGUGGCACCGGGGCCUACCACCCACAAUGCACCUACAUAGACCUGGGACACAGCACUGAGGAGCCGUUGUUCCGUCUGCAGAGCCAUGCUGUGGAGUCUGGACGGGGGAAAUGCCCCUUUAGUCCACGGGAACCCUUCACCGCCAGGCUCACCGAUGGGGAUUUGUAUGCGGGGACGUCGGUGGAUUUUAUGGGUACCAACGCAGCUAUAUUCCGUACCUCUGUGCACAGCAGCAACCAGCACUAUAUACGCACUGAGGCCUACCAGGACCACUGGCUCAAUGAGCCAGUGUUUGUGGGUUCCUUCUCCAUUCCAGACACACAAAGUGUGGACGAUGACAAGGUUUACUUCUUCUUAAAGGAGACAGCUGUAGAGUCCAGCCAGUGGGACAAGAGGGUUUACAGUAGAGUGGCACGCAUCUGCAAGAAUGACGUUGGAGGGAAGAGGAGUCUGAUUAACCGUUGGAGUACCUUCCUCAAGGCCCGUCUGGUGUGUUCUGUACCAGGACCUGGGGGACUGGACACACAGUUUGAUGAGCUUGAGGAUAUCUUCAUUCUGGAGACCAAAGACUCCCAGAACCCUGUCAUCUACGGAGUUUUCUCAACUUCCAGUUCUGUUUUCAGAGGGUCAGCAGUGUGUGUCUACUCCAUGGCCUCUAUCAGGGCAGCCUUCAACGGUCCGUUCGCCCAUAAGGAAGGGCCCGACUACCGCUGGGUGGAGUACAAGGGGAGGAUCCCAUAUCCACGACCUGGCACUUGUCCCAGUGAAACGUAUGACCCCCUCCACAAGUCUACUCGUGACUUCCCUGAUGAUGUAGUGAGCUUCAUGAGGGGUCACCAGCUGAUGUGGGAACCCAUCCUUCCAAUCACCCGCCGGCCCGUCUUCACCCGCGUCAAUGUGCCCUACACUCUACGAAGGGUGGUAGUGGAUAGGGUGGAUGCUGAGGAUGGGCAGUAUGACGUCCUACACCUGGGCACAGAUGAUGGCAAGGUGCUGAAAGUGGUGUCUGUCCCCAAAGACAACUGGGAGACUGAGGAGAUCAUUCUGGAGGAGCUGACCGUCUUUCAGACUCAGGCCCCCAUUCUUAACAUGGAGCUGUCUACCAAACGACAACAGGUGUACGUGAGCAGUGAUGAGGGAGUGGUCCAGUUACCGCUGCAGAGGUGUGAGCUGUACGGUAGAGACUGUGCUGACUGCUGUCUGGCCAGAGACCCUUACUGUGCCUGGGAUGGGAACACAUGCAACCGAUACUUCCCCAGCAACAAGAGGCGAGCCCGGCGCCAGGACGUGAAACACGGGGAUCCGAUGAGCCAGUGUUACGACGCAGAAGACGGUUCUGAGUCGGUGGAGGUGAAGGUGGUAUACGGAGUGGAGAGUAACUCAACCUUCCUAGAGUGUGUACCCAGGUCCCAGCUAGCUACAGUCAAGUGGACAGUACAGCCACCACAGGCUCACACCAGCAGAGAGCUGCUCCAGAGUGAGGUUCGUAUGGUCCACAUGAUCCGGGGUCUCCUGGUUCAGCGACUGGAGCCAGGGGACGCUGGCCUCUACAGCUGUACCACCCUGGAGCACUCCUUCUCCCAGGUCCUGGCCCGCUAUAACCUCCAGGUCAUACCCCAACAAAGCAUGACAGCAUCCCAGGCCAAGGCAGCUGAUCCUAAGGCUGGGGGAGCAGGACUGAGGUGGGGCCCUGGAGGUCCUGGGAGCCACACCCAGAGCCACCCCCAGCUCUUCAGGAAUUAUAAGGACCUGCACAUGAUGGGCGCAGCUAGUAUGAGCGUAGACGAGUACUGUGAGCAGAUGUGGCACCGGGAGAAGAAGAGGCAGCAGAAACUACGUCAGCUCAAGUGGAAACAGACCCAGGUGGACAACCGCAAGGCCAGGGUGAGACGGCACGACUCCACUGAGGACAUCACAAUACAAUGACCUACGGAUGGGGAUGGACAGAGACUUUUGGUUUGCGUCUGAAAUGUCACCCUAAUUCCUAUAGAGUGUACUGCUUUGGACCAGGGUCCAUAGGCCUAAGGUAGUGCACUUUUAAAGGGGAGGGCUAUAGAGGGCUAUUGUAGAUGUAACUCUGGAGAUGAAGGGAAUGUAUACAGCAAGACCUCAGUGGUAGUGCUGCACAUGAGCAGACCCUUUGCUUUGAACAGAUAUGUACGCUUAACAUUAUUAUCAGUCAGUUAACCUUUUUGUCCAUAGAAGUAUCAUUUUGAUAUAGAUGUUCUGGAUGUAUAUUCCUCCUCAAUCCUGAUCCUUGAUCCCCUGUAUUCUGUGUAGACAGGAUCAUGAUCGUUCUUUUUGUACCCGGAACGACCCGUUAAAGUCUAUUAUUGCUCUCUGGACUGGUAGGUUUGUUUACUGAAUAAAAAGCAGGCCGGACAGUUCUCCGUCACACAUGUCGAGGGCAAAUACACUGUCCCAGAACUACAACCACAGGUCUCCAAGAACUACAACCACAGUUGUCCCAGAACUACAACCACAGGUCUCCAAGAACUACAACCACAGUUGUCCCAGAACUACAACCACAUGUCUCCCAGAACUACAACCACAGGUCUCCAAGAACUACAACCACAGGUCUCCAAGAACUACAACCACAGUUGUCCCAGAACUACAACCACAGUGUGGACAGUGUGAUGUGGUUGGUCCCUUCCAUCUUCCUCAGUGUCCCUUUCUAUGUCUUCAGACACCCUCAGCAAGACAUGUUAACAUAUUUGCACUUACCAUAUUGUCAUGACAGCAUUGAAAUAUGCUGUAUGAAGAGUAUGUAAUGCAAUGUACAGCAUAUACAUUGAAAAUGUAUAUUGUAGGGUCACUCACCUGCGUUGUGGACUGUAUCUACCUUGACUUAGUUUUUUCAAACACAAAACUAUUAUUUUUAUUAAGAAAAAUCUUUCAAUGUAAAGCAUUUGGUAGAUACUUUUUUGUGUGUAUUUGGUUUUCACUUGUUAAUCAAAACCCAGAAAUAGAACCGUACAGGUAAUACAUUCAUACUGUACACUCUUAUCUAGAACCUAACAUGGUUUUUUGGCUAUCCCCAUAGGAGAACCCUUUGUAGAACAUGGAACCAUGGAACACAAAAGAGUUCUACCUGGAACCAAAAAGGGUUCUACCUAGUUCCAAAAAGGGUUCUACAAAGGGUUUUCCUAUAUGGAUAGCCGAAGAACCAUUUUAGGUUCUGUAUAGCACCUUUUUUUUCUAAGAUUGUACUCUAAUACACUUUUGACAUAAAAUCUGUGGAAUAACUCACAUACUAUUCUAUGGUUUUAGAUGAAGUGAAGAUACCUGCUUUUCAUAUCUUAGAGGAAUGAGAAAAACAGCUUUAUGAGCAAGAAAUAUAUACGCAUUUGUGGUUGAAAAUCAUGAUGAAUAAGUAGGUGGGAACCUGAAACACACGAAGGAAGUCCGGCUCACACUAGACUUCACUCCUGGUAAUCAUGACAGAUCUCAUCAUUUAACAGUAGUGGGACCAGCUGGGUAUCAAACCCUAGUGCAGUAGAUUCACUAAACAUAGAAACAAUGUGUAUUUUCAACAUCUUGUGCUCACUGUGAAUGAACAUGUUCAACUGUGUGUGGACUGUGUCACUUGUUGUUUAUCAUACAGUUAGCACCAUCUAGUGUUGGUUGUUGUACACUGCACAAGUAAGUUACGGUAGACCACAUGUUUUAUGAUACAGUGCUGUCAUUAUUUAAGCAAGAAUGCAAUCUAUUUAUUCUACGUAUGUGUACUGUACACAGACUUACUAUAAGAGUCAAAGCAGUAUAUAUUAUAAAUCCAUACUGGGAACUAUUUUCAGUGAAGCACACUUUUUAAUAUUCGUUAUUUACACAUCACGGUAGAUAAUGGUUUGGUGAUGCAUUAGGAUAGAAUGCAUUGUAAUUUCAUGCGUCAUAAUGCUUUGCUUUAUGAGGUAAGCCUGAUAUCUUUAUAAGGAAAGAUUGGUUCCUGAAUUUGGACACAUUUACUGUUCUCUUCAUGAGAUACUGUUAGUCUACACAUUGUUGAGCUAAAUAACUGCAAGUAUGACUUUAACGUAUAAAAGCCACCCAUCCACAGAGAACCAAUUGAUUAGGGGAACAUGAAUAUGUGCUGCAUUAUUCUGAAGAAAUAUCUGAAUGUUUCCCUGGCAGCCACAGGGGGCUCUGUAAUGAAGCCAAUGCACAGCCAUCUUGGUACUCCUCCUCCAUUGUAAAAAAAGAUUUUGGAAGCUAUAAAAAUGCAUUUAUUAAUGUCUACAUACAUUUUUGACAUGUUUAUUCUAUUGCAGACACCUUAAUGCAUACUUUUAAAUUAUAUUAUGUGAGCUAAACUUAAAAUGAAAAAAUAUGUCCUUAUCCUUGAAACAUUCAAUUAAAAUGCUGUCGAGUUCCACUCAUUUGGGCUCCUGAGUGGUGCAACAGUCUAAGGCACUGCAUCUCAGUGCUAGAGGUGUCACUACAGACCCUGGUUCGAUUCCAAGCUGUAUCACAA
Molecule: messenger RNA, 5216 nt
Organism: Salvelinus namaycush (lake trout)
Lineage: Eukaryota; Metazoa; Chordata; Actinopteri; Salmoniformes; Salmonidae
Product: semaphorin-3D-like
Exons: 18
Coding region: 308-2671 (787 amino acids)
Biological process (GO): positive regulation of cell migration; negative regulation of axon extension involved in axon guidance; neural crest cell migration
Molecular function (GO): chemorepellent activity; semaphorin receptor binding
Source: RefSeq, a predicted model, not a curated record